Messenger RNA from Vombatus ursinus (common wombat), 1112 nucleotides. It is a transcript of the gene EEF1D, whose product is annotated as eukaryotic translation elongation factor 1 delta. The transcript has 9 exons. Gene Ontology annotation, biological process: translational elongation. Gene Ontology annotation, cellular component: cytosol; eukaryotic translation elongation factor 1 complex. Gene Ontology annotation, molecular function: translation elongation factor activity; guanyl-nucleotide exchange factor activity. The record is from RefSeq and is a predicted model, not a curated record. Lineage: Eukaryota; Metazoa; Chordata; Mammalia; Diprotodontia; Vombatidae. Bases 196 to 1056 code for a protein of 286 amino acids.
CUCCUCAUUUCCCGUGCGCUGCCGCCCUGGUCUCCCUUUCCCCGCCGCUACCCGCCGGAUCGGCUUUGGGACUAACCUUUAGCUGCUGCCCUCCCUUUUCACAGAGUGGCUCCUGUUUGUCUUCCCCACUCCCUACCAGAGCAACCAGUGGCGUCCGUCAGUGGGAAGGGAAGGAAAACACCUCUCAGCAGGAAGAUGGCAACCAGCUUCCUGGUGCAUGAGAAGAUCUGGUUUGACAAAUUCAAGUAUGAUGACGCAGAGAGAAAGUUCUAUGAGCAGAUGAAUGGUCCUGUGCCCGUCCCCUCCCGACAGGAGAACGGCGCCAGUGUGAUCCUCCGUGACAUUGCCAGAGCCAGGGAGAAUAUCCAGAAAUCGCUGGCCGGAAGCGCAAACACCAGCUCUUCCAGUGGUCCCAGCGGGGACCAUAGUGAGCUGGUCACCAGGAUUUCCAAUCUAGAGGCAGAGAACCAGAGCCUUCGAAGUGCGAUUCAGGACCUACAGCUCACCAUCUCCAAGCUCGAAAUCCGGCUGUGUACCCUGGAGAAAUGCUCCCCUUCUCAUCGCUCCCUGGCUCCUCAGACUCAGCAUGUAUCCCCUAUGCAGAAGGUGGAGCUAUCCACCACAUCACCCACUAAGAAGGCGGCCACCCCAGCAGAGGAUGAUGAGGAAGAUGAUGAUAUUGACUUGUUUGGUAGUGAUGAUGAGGAAGAAGACAAGGAAGCAGCCAGGCUUCGGGAGGAACGGCUUCGGCAGUAUGCAGAGAAGAAGGCCAAGAAGCCAGGGCUGAUUGCAAAGUCUUCCAUCCUCCUAGAUGUCAAGCCUUGGGAUGAUGAAACCGACAUGGCAAAGUUGGAGGAGUGUGUCCGUUCCAUCCAGCUGGAUGGACUGGUCUGGGGAGGCUCCAAGCUGGUGCCUGUGGGCUAUGGCAUUCGGAAGCUGCAGAUCCAGUGUGUGGUAGAGGAUGACAAGGUGGGCACGGACAUCCUGGAGGAGGAGAUCACCAAGUUCGAAGAUUAUGUGCAGAGCGUUGACAUCGCUGCUUUCAAUAAGAUCUAAAAGGCCCCUGAAUGUGUGUGAAUCUGUAACCAAAAUAAAGGCUGAGAUUUGAGGUG